Molecule: messenger RNA, 3273 nt
Organism: Anopheles coluzzii
Lineage: Eukaryota; Metazoa; Arthropoda; Insecta; Diptera; Culicidae
Exons: 3
Coding region: 1-3273 (1090 amino acids)
Biological process (GO): proteolysis
Molecular function (GO): aspartic-type endopeptidase activity
Source: RefSeq, a predicted model, not a curated record
AUGGAGAACGAGUCGAGCGAUGAAGAAUUCCGCGGCUACGUUGGAAAGUCAAACAGUACGCUGGUGGAGGCUCCGAAGAAGUUAAUAGUGCUCAAGUUGGAUGAAAAUACGCAGAAAGAAUGGGAGAAGCAUGUAGUGGAUAACCCUGAGUCCGGUUAUGACGAACUGCUUACAUUCCUGCGUAAUGCAAAUCGCUUAUUAGAAGCAGUGUCGGGAAACAAGAACGUACAGGAAAGUUCGGCUAGAAAGCAACCUGUGAAAGUGUUAGUGAACGCGGCAAGCGACACGCCGAAGUGUCGAGCCUGCGAUGGUACACAUUCGUUGUAUGUGUGCGAGCGGUUUAAGAAAGAAGAAGAUUAUCUUAUCAUCGAAGAACAGCAAGGCGACGAAAUGGCACAAGCCAAUCUUCAAGAAGGAUGUGAAGCGUCGCAGCCAAACUCUUCAAAGUACAUCCAAAGUCUACGCGCCAAACACAAGGGCUUAUACCGCAAGCUAGCAAACAUGAACACCGAACAGAAAGACGACAGCAUAUCUCAAGUCCAACGAGGUAUGCUGGAAGAACUGAAAGCGGUGCAGAGCCACGUCAUGGAUUUAAUCCUGGAAGAAUUGCCAGAUGACGUAGAUGAAGACUUGGCAAAAGACGAAGCAUUCCACUCACUAUAUGCUUCUAAGGCAGCGAAGCUGGUCGUAAUCGACAAAAAGCCAUCGUCAGCUACAACACCUCCUGAAGUUGCAUCAUCAUCGGUCUCCAUCCAGCAUCAUCUCAACAUCCCAAUGCCGGCUUUUGAUGGUCUAUACGAACACUGGCCAACGUUCAAGGCCAUGUUCUUAGACAUCAUGAAGGGGACUAAUGACUCGGAUGCAGUAAAACUUCAUCAUCUCAACAAAGCGCUGCAACGGCAAGCAGCUGGCAUCCUGAACACGUCCAUUCUGAAUGGCAACAACUUCCAGGCGGCAUGGGACGUCUUGGAGAGGCGUUUUGAGAAUCCUCGGCUGAUUGUCGACAAGCACAUCGCAGGAUUGCUUCAGCUGAAGCAUGCACCCCGAGAAUCUGCAAAGGACCUACGGAAGCUAGCGGAAACGUGCAAGAGUCAUGUGGAUGGCUUAGUAUUUAUGAAGCAGACUAUCGACAGUACCAGCAACCUCAUCAUCACGCAUUUGCUCAGCUCAUGUAUGGACGCUGACACAAGGAAGGCAUGGGAGAGUUCGUUGGAACAUGGAGAGUUUCCGGAUCUCUUCAAAACUCUCGAUUUCAUCAAUCGGCAAUGUGAGGUGCUCGAAAGCUGCACGCCAGAGACGUCACGGAAAUCAACAAGCACCAAAGCAUUCACUUCUACCACAGCUGCCAAUCCAUCGUGUGUUCUGUGCCAGCAGCAUCAUACUCUUCAGAACUGUCCAACCUUCAUCGCGAUGUCCGUAGUGCAGAGGAAGAGCAAAGUACAGUCAUUGAAACGUUGUUUCAAUUGCCUCAGCGCUGGACACCCGGUUUCGCAGUGCCGAUCGAAAUGGACGUGCCGUAUCUGCAAGAAACGUCAUCAUCAUCUACUUCAUGGGGAGCAGCUUCCAGCAGCACCAUCUCUUCAGCCUCCAGACGCCGCUGCAACAUCUCAUCAGCUUCCAGUCGAUGCAGCUCAACCAACAUUCAUCGGGGCAUCGAUGACUUCAUUGACGACAGCCGUGCCAUCCACAGUGCUAUUGCCAACAGUAGUGCUCAACAUCACCGAUCGUGCCGGAGUUAGCCAUCCAGCAAGAGCUCUCUUGGAUAGCGGAGCUCAAUCCAACUUCAUCACUGGCAGGAUGGCACAGUUCCUGGAAUUGCCGCGGAAGCUGAUCAAUCUUCCGCUAUCAGGCAUUGGUGGCAGUACAAGAUCGAAUGUGCGACAUUCCAUCGAAACCACCAUCCAUUCUCGAUGCUCGAGCUAUGCUGCGUCAUUGGAGUUGCUUGUGUUACCGAAGCUGUCAGCAGACAUACCAACUCAACGGAUCGACAUCAGCCACUGGAAGUUACCGGAAACCUGCGUCUUGGCUGAUCCAUCCUUCAAUCGGCCAGGAACCAUUGACAUCAUCUUGGGAGUAACACACUUCUACGAGAUCCUGAGGACCGAACGACUCUCCCUGGGAGACAGUAUGCCAACUCUUCAGGAAACUGAAUUUGGUUGGGUAGUCAGUGGCAGUGCUACCAUCACCGAACCCAUGUCACCGGUAAUGUGUGCGGUGGCAACACACACGAACGAGUUGGACAAUCUGAUGAAGCAGUUCUUCGCCAUCGAAGACCUGAGCAACACACCGAGCUGGAGCAUCGAGGAACGAGCCUGUGAGGAUCAUUACACGGCAACCACCACACGAGAAGAGGAUGGCAGGUACAUGGUUCAGCUUCCACGCAAGCCAGAGAUGAUUGGCAAGCUUGGCGAUUCAAGGACUAUCGCACUUCGACGGUUCCUAGCACUAGAACGUCGACUUCAACGGGAACCCGACACCCAACGUGCCUAUGUGGACUUCAUGGAUGAGUACCUUCGCUUAGGUCAUAUGAGCAAGGUGGCAGCGUCUUCAAAGAACGAUGGAUCGUUUUAUCUACCACAUCAUCCGGUCUUCAAGAACGACAGCACCACGACGAAGUGUCGAGUGGUGUUUGACGCAUCGAGUAAAUCCUCAACGGGUGUGUCGUUGAACGACACACUAAUGGUCGGCCCGACCAUUCAACAAGAUGCCACUUCUAUUUUACUGCGGUUCCGGACUCAACCAAUCGCGCUUACCGCUGACGUCACAAAAAUGUACCGGCAGGUUUGGAUUCAUCCAAAGGACCGGUCACUGCAACGCAUCAUUUGGCGGAAUUCACCCAACGAUCCCAUUCAAGAGUACGAGCUCAACACGGUAACAUAUGGGACAGCAUCCGCUCCAUUCCUGGCAGUCCGCUCGUUGCAACAAAUCGUAGCGGACCAUGGAGGAGAGUUUCCAGCCGCCGCAGAACGUUCCUGUGACUUCUAUGUAGAUUACUUCGUUUCCGGCGGGCAAUCAUCUGAAGCGGCGCAGAUGCUGCAGCUGCAAACUGAGCAACUUUACGCAAGUGCAGGAUUCGAGCUGCGGAAGUGGGCGUCCAGCGACCCAUCAGUACUCCAGAACGUGAACCAGGAGAAGUUAGCAUCCAGCCCUUAUGCUACCAGUGGAUCGAAGGGACUUCUCGCCACCCUCGGGUUGAUUUGGGACCCAACAUCUGACACGUUGCAGUUCAAAAUCAACACCCCAUACGUGAUUGGGGCAAUCACCAAAAGAUAG